AUGGCUCCCUUCACUCUCGAGGUCCGCCACAGUGAGGAAGAAACGAUCGAGUGUUGGGACGAUGACGAUGAUCUACAAUGCUACGAGGAUAUCCAGCUACGAGCCGCAUCAACAGCUACAUCUGUGACGACUUCGUCAGUGCGCCGGUCGGGCCACCGAGAUUCGAUUUCAUCGCGUCGCUCAGGACGUUCCGAUAUUGAUUCCAACGCAGGAGGGGACGAGGAUUGGCAGGUUCAGCUGUUGGACAAUGACGAAAUCAUCACCGAAGAAGCUAUCGCUUCUGCCAAAAACGCCGGGAUCCCUUUGCCUAUGAACGUCCCUCGAUCGGCCCUCAUUGGAGGCACCAUCAAGCGCCUCGGACACAGAAAGCAGAAGAAGGAUAUAGUCGACGACUGGUCAGAUGACGUCGAAUUUCCAGGUCCCGACGGCACCCUUGAGUUAAAGCGUUCGCUAAAUAUGUGUUUUCCUGAGUCUCUUCGGCAAAUCAAUUCCGCUGCCCCAAGUCCGACCAAAACCUCCGCCCCGUGUUUUUGGGAUAGCGAGGCCUCGACACGCCUUCAGUCAGCUCUUGCUAUCACUUCUAUUUCACCGCAAGAGGGCGGGCUCGUUGACACUCAAGACGUUCCUACGAUUAGGGUUGCCAAGCCUCGGUCGCCAGACAGAGCAACGCGUAUCGACAGUCCGACUCCUGAGAGAGGCCAGGAUUCCACUGACAAUCUCGAAGAUGAUUUCGAGUUACCGGCGGAUGACAUCCUGCUCCGGCUCUCCCCUAGAAAGACAGCCGUGGAAACCGCCGGUCCUACUCCUGAUGAUAUCGACGUAGAUUGGUCAGAAGGCAGUAUUGGAGUCCGGUUCGGGGGUACCGCAAGGGAUCAGCCAUCAAUUCCAAGCUCUUCGGUUUCCGUUGUCAGCCCAAGUUCAUCGAGCUGUCUCACGGUUGAGAGUGAAGAUGAAGGCCUUGAUGGCCUCGUCAUCCCAGAAGGCCCGCUUGAUUUUGAAGCGUCCUUAAGGAAGCGGAAAGAAUCGCCCAGUGAUGACGUACGGUUGGAACGGCGUUCAGUUAAUCAAACGCCAGUCCUUACUGACGACUUCUUCUCGGGCCUUGAAGUCAACAAUGGAGAAGUAUUUAAUCCUCGCAGGCUGUCGAUAAACCCCAACGUCAAGUGCAAAACGGAAAUUCCCAAAAGUCCUGCGCGGCACUCAACAACUACAAUCACGUUCACAAACACGGCGGUUUCCCCAAAGACUCGAAUUCCUCGCCUUUCAGGACACGACCGUCCUCAUUCAACCCAUCUCGAGACUGUGUCGGAGAGCGGUGCUCCUCUGUCAAGAUUUCGGUCAUCACAACGCCGGGCUGGGGGUCAUUCGUCACAGUCUUCCGUCUCCAGCCUUCCUGGGUCUUCCACAUCUCAAAUACCGUCAACCCCUAGUCGACGGCUCAUGGGCGCUGGUGUAUCGAAUGAUAGCUUUGCUAGUGAACGCAUAACCUCGGGUAGGCAACUACUGAGAACCAAGCGCUCAAUGCCAACAUUACGAAAUCCACAUCAGACUAUCUCAAAUAUUCAAAGUCUGCCUACACUACAAGAUGGUUCGGACGUGCCUAAAUACUACGCCACCCGACCGAAAACUCCUGUUGACCGGAUAGGAAGUGAUACGAAGACUUUCGCUCGUAAAACUCAGGCACCAUUUCUUCCUGCCGGUGCCUCGGAUAAGCAGUCGCAUCAUGCCAGUGUCAAGAGUUCUCGAUACAAUCGUCGGUCCAGUUCAGAUAGUCCCAAUGAUGCAUCAAAUCCCCAAGGACAUGGAACCCGACUGCCGCGAUCUACUCGCCAUGAUACUAUGGGUAAGACUCUCAAUGAGUCUAGUCCAGAGGCAUUGGUCGCUGCAAGCAAAAGAACACUUACGCGACCUACUCGAAGGCGCAAUUUUGGUGAUGGUUCUGAAUUGGCACUAUUUGACGAUCUGCCCACAUCUUCUUCAGCAGAGAGAAAAUUCGUGAAGCAUCCUUCGGGGCGAGGUGUUCCGAGGACACUUAGAAGUAAAUUAAACAACGGCCAGUCUAAUACAGCAAAGGCAGAUGCCACAAUCGAGCAAGCCACACCAAGCGCUACAAUCAGGCUAAACAGUGUCACACCAAGAUUCGCACGGGACACGAACGCUUCGAGGAACGCAAGAGAACAGCGCAUUGCAUCGUUAACGAACACGCCAAAGAACCGCGACAAUCACCCGCUUGCUCCUCUUGGGAUGAAUUGGAAGCCUGCGAAUGUGUCGCGGGUGCCUUCGAACUCGGCAACUAUCCGGAGCAGGAAAAGCAAAGCUGCGCCAGUGCCUGUCUCCAAACCACAACUAAUCAAACCCAUGGGUACGGUGCUGACAUCCUUAGCUCUUAAUGGCAUGCGUUAUAAUCCUAGUUCCUUUUGCUGGGAAGGAAAUGAAAACAUAGUCCAGGAUUUCGACACUAUGUCCCCCAAGUCACCAAAGCCGACCCCUGCUCUAAUCACGAAUAUAGGCGCGAUGAAGAAUGUGCAGGUCGUCGGCGGAAUGGUGUUUGAUCCACAACGUAUGUGCUGGCUCAAAUUGGCGCCAUUGCAGCCGGGGAAGGAUGGGCUGGUUGCUAUUCAAGACGAAGACGAUGUCUUUGCAGGUCUAGACGACCUAAAAGAGCCGUCCAAUACCGCGGGGGGACGAAUUUCGGGCGCCUAUGAUGAGUUCGGUCUCGCGGCCAGUAUUGAUGACCGCAGCUACGAAGAUUCAUCGGACGAAUGGCCCAUAACGGAAGAGUUUGACGUGGGCCCGGAGUUUAUCAGGCGCCAGCGUGCGGAAGAAGAGAAGUGGAGGCGCAAGGUCGAUAAAUGGACCACUCAUGAUCGUGGGAGGUUCGGGGACGGUUGGAGAUGGGCUAUUCGGGAUCUGGUGAGAUUCAAUAAUAGCACGCUCAGCACACAGCACCUUGACCGCACAUGA
Molecule: messenger RNA, 2964 nt
Organism: Aspergillus eucalypticola CBS 122712
Lineage: Eukaryota; Fungi; Ascomycota; Eurotiomycetes; Eurotiales; Aspergillaceae
Product: putative cytokinesis regulator (Byr4)
Exons: 2
Coding region: 1-2964 (987 amino acids)
Biological process (GO): regulation of Ras protein signal transduction; mitotic spindle orientation checkpoint signaling
Cellular component (GO): mitotic spindle pole body; SIN/MEN two-component GAP complex
Molecular function (GO): GTPase activator activity
Source: RefSeq, a predicted model, not a curated record